CGCGCCGUUCCAAUUUUUCAAUUUCGGCAUUAGAUUUUCCCUCUUCUUUCCUAGUCUCUUCUCACCCCCUUUUUAACCCCGAAACCCUCCUUCAGCGUACAGCGUACUCUCAUUGCCUGUCGAUUUCGAAGUAUACUACUGCUACUACUAGAGAUACUAUCUAUCUAUACCUGUGGAAAUGGCCGGCGGCGGAGCAUCUGGAAAGUCUUCUAACGCACCCAGAGCGAGGAAGAGGGUGGAGGUCGAUUCAAAUGAAUCUCCUUCUUCUUCAAACCAUAGCCUCAAGCGCGCCAAGAAUGGCAGUGCCUUUACUCGUUGUGAUGAAUGCAACAAGGAUGUUCCUGUAGCUUUGAUUAGUUUCCACAACUGUAGUCUGGAUGCCCAGAUCAAGAUGAAUUUGGAAGCUCAGGUAAUUGAGAUGCCUGCUGAGGUCAAGAAAAAGCCAGCUACAAGGAAAAAAACAAGUUCAACUGAAUCAAAGUCCAAAAAGUCCAAGGAUCCAAAUGCACCAAAGCGCCCUCCCACUGCCUUCUUUGUUUUCAUGCAAGAUUUUAGAAAGACUUAUAAGGAAGAGAAUCCUGAUAAUAAGAAGUCCUCUAUGGUUGCCAAAGAGGGUGGUGAGAAAUGGAACUCAUUGACAGAUGAUGAGAAGAAACCAUAUAUUGAAAGAGCUGCUGAGCUCAAAGCAGAAUAUGAGAAGCUCCUCGAAGCUCACAAUGCUGCUGAACAUGAAGAUGAUGGAGAAGAAUCUGAUCAGGAGGUAAAGGAGACUGAAGUGGAAGAGAUUGAAGAGGAGGAAGACUAGUACACUUGCCAUUGCUUUUGUAGUCGCAUGUUCUUCUGCAUUGUUAAAAUUUUAUUGUUUUUGGAGUGCUGUAAAUGACCUUAGGUCAACUAUGCUUAGUAGCCAUUCAAGUAAUUGUGGUAUUUUCCUCUGAUCUCCACAUUACAUCCUAGUUUAUUUACUUUUGCUAAUGCUCAAUUAAUAUGAUGUGCAAGCCAACUUAGUCACAGGUGACUACAUGUAUAUCCACUCUUAUGAAGUGAUCUGCUUAAGAUUGUUGAGUUUACUCUGAGUUGUGAUUCAUCACAAAUAAUCAUAUCCAAAAGAGCAAAGAAACAGUCAUUUUAUGAUGUCUUCUAC
This is a messenger RNA of Cuscuta epithymum, 1144 nucleotides long. NCBI's taxonomy places the organism in Eukaryota, Viridiplantae, Streptophyta, Magnoliopsida, Solanales, Convolvulaceae. The record is from the annotation of a GenBank genome assembly.